GAUGACGAAAUCAGCGGGCGACGGCGGCGGCCGCUGUAGCGGCCUUGCGGCAGGGUAGGGCUUCCGGGCCGUAGGCCUGACUCCCCAGAGCUGCUGUCAUGGCGGGUGCUCUGUGGGGUUUCUUUUCCAUCCUGCUUCUGUUAUUAUCAGGAGAUGCCCACAGCUCGGAGGUGCCUGGGGCUGCUGCCGAGGGCCCGGGAGGUAGUGGGGUCGGCCUGGGAGAUCGUUUUAAGAUCGAGGGACGUGCGGUUGUUCCGGGGGUGAAGCCUCAGGACUGGAUCUCCGCGGCCCGAGUGCUGGUAGACGGAGAAGAGCAUGUCGGCUUCCUUAAGACAGAUGGGAGCUUUGUGGUUCAUGAUAUUCCCUCUGGCUCUUAUGUAGUGGAAGUUAUUUCUCCAGCUUACAAGUUUGACCCUGUCCGAGUCGAUAUCACUUCAAAGGGAAAAAUGCGAGCAAGAUAUGUGAAUUACAUCAAAACGUCAGAAGUGGUCAGAUUACCGUAUCCUCUCCAAAUGAAAUCUUCAGGUCCACCUUCUUACUUUAUUAAGAGGGAAUCAUGGGGCUGGACAGACUUUCUGAUGAACCCAAUGGUUAUGAUGAUGGUUCUUCCAUUAUUGAUAUUUGUGCUUCUGCCUAAAGUGGUUAACACAAGUGAUCCUGACAUGAGACGGGAGAUGGAGCAGUCAAUGAACAUGUUGAAUUCCAACCAUGAAUUGCCUGAUGUCUCUGAGUUUAUGACAAGACUCUUUUCUUCAAAAUCCUCUGGCAAAUCUAGUAGUGGCAGCAGUAAAACAGGCAAAAGUGGAGCUGGCAAAAGGAGGUAGUCAGGCCCACAGCUGCCAUCGCACAAACUUGGCUCUACCAGGUGGCAUCCAAGUCUUGAUGGAAAAGCGUGUGAAGUGACUACUGUAAACCGAGUCAUCCUGAAGCUGAUCUCCUGCAACUGUUGUCUAUGUUAACUUCUUAACACAUGUUUUGUACUUGGUACACAAGAAAACCCAGCUUUCAUCCUUUGUAUGAGGUCAAUAUUAAUGUCACUGAAUUAAUUACAGUGUCCUAUAGAAAAUGACAUUAAUAAAUUAUAUGAAGUACUAUACAUUAUGUAUAUUAAAGAGGUCUUAAUCCAGAGAUAAAAUUA
This is a messenger RNA of Arvicanthis niloticus (Nile rat), 1138 nucleotides long. RefSeq names its product ER membrane protein complex subunit 7 (gene Emc7). Gene Ontology annotation, molecular function: carbohydrate binding. The record is from RefSeq and is a predicted model, not a curated record. Lineage: Eukaryota; Metazoa; Chordata; Mammalia; Rodentia; Muridae. Gene Ontology annotation, cellular component: EMC complex.